AUGUCGUCGGAUUUCAGCAUUUUGACCACCAACCCCAUGCUGGGUUAUGGGUACAAGCUGGAGCACUUCUGGUAUGGAAUCGAGAAAUUCUCGCCAAAGGCGAUCAUCGUCGACAGUGGUUCGACAGAUGGAGGUCCCUAUAAAUUAGGCCUGAACAAAAUGACAUGCGGCCGAGACUCAUAUAUUCGAGAUCUUACGCCUAUGCUUCAGGCCUGCUUUCAUUACAAAAUCAAGGUUCUGAUUGGUUCUGUAGGUGGCGAUGGAAGCGAUAAGCAUGUUCAGGAGAUGCUGGAGAUUGUGCAAGAGAUCUCUCAGAAACAUGGAUUUUCGUUCAAGGUGGCUACAAUCUCAGCCGGAUUCGAUAAGAGUCUCGUGAAAGAUCGAAUUGUCAACUCCAGAGUUGGGCCAUGCGGUCCGGUCGAGGAGUUGACUAUCGAUAGCGUAGAAAGGGCAAUUGAUAUUGUAGGGCAAAUGGGAGCAGAGCCAUAUCUCAAAGCUCUCGAAAUGGACCCAGAUAUCAUUCUCGGGGGUCGCUCAUAUGAUCCAGCUCCAUUUGCUGCGUUUUCUAUGUUUCAUGGUGUAAAGCCGGGAACAGCAUGGCAUAUGGGUAAGAUCAUGGAAUGUGGAGGCAUAUGUGCAGUGCCCAAAGGAAGAUCAAUGAUUGCCACGAUGCGAAAAGACUCCUUUGAUUUGACACCACUCUCGCCAAAGGAGCGUUGUACACCAACAUCGGUAGCUGCACAUACUCUUUACGAAAAGACGAGGCCUGAUCGUUUGCCGGGUCCUGGAGGUGUUUUGAUACUGGAUGAUGCUUCUUACGAGCAAAUAACCGAGAAGACCAUCCGUGUCCGUGGAGCCAGAUUUGAGCCUACCAACGUCUAUCAAAUCAAGCUGGAAGGUGUCGAGAAGCUGGGAUAUCGCACGAUAUUUGUCGGCGGUAUUCGAGAUCCAAUUCUCAUAAGUCAGAUUGACGAGUUUCUGGCAGAUGUUAGGGCAUAUACUCAAAACCUGUUUCCACAGUUGGAUCAGUCUCCGGAAUGCCGACUGAUAUUUCACUUCUAUGGUCGCAAUGGUGUUAUGGGUCCUCUCGAGCCUGAUCCUAAAUUUGCGCAUGAGCUGGGUAUAAUGGGGGAGGUAGUUGCGCCUUCACAAGAGAUGUCAUAUACUAUUGCAAACAAUGCUCGUGCAUCGAUUCUCCAUAUGCCAUACAAAAAUCAGGUCGCGACCACCGGAAACUUCGCCUCGCCAUUAUCACCGCAUGAAACCGCUGCAGGUCCGGUUUUUCGAUUCAAUGUAUAUCACCUUGUAGAUCUCAAUAAGGGUGAAGAAGAAAUAUUAUUCCCUAUUAAAUCGGUCACAAUUGAUAAUUACCCGCCAGAGGAAAAAUCUAUCCCCGGACUCACUACAGCACAGCGAGAACAACUGACUUCCGAGACAUUGGAGCCCUUGAGAUUCAAGGAAAUUCCUGAAGGCGAAUGUCAAAUGCUGGAUAUUGCAAAGAUUGUUCGUUCAAAGAACUCCGGACCGUUUGAGUUGACUCUUGAUAUCAUGUUUGAUAAUAAGGGCGCAUAUGAACGUGUCAAGAAAGCCAACAUCCUAACAAAUGAGCGCAUUCAGACUCUGUACCAUCUGAAACCGGAAGACAUCAUCACCAACAUGUUCUUUGAGCCAGCUCUAGCUUGGAAAUGCACCAUUCGCCGACCGUGGGAACAAGGUACUGUGGGCGAGCGUGAUACUCUGGGGACACAGCAGCACGCACCAUUACUUACAAUCAAGGUGCCGAAGUCUGAAAAUAGUACCACAAUCUCACCAAAAUCCAAAACUCAUUUCCAGGACAGAUCGCACUUCUCAGCUAGAGAUAGCGUGGCGUAUAUCUGGAAGGAGCUUGACUUGCCCGCAGAUUCUCUGAAAUCUUUGCAAAUGACAGGAGAAGGAUUGGGCUUGCCUUCAUCCUUUAAAAUUGGACAUAUUGCUCAAGCUUCAAUUAGUCUGUCGGCUCUGCUGGCUGCAUUGAUAUAUGGACAUAGGAAAAAAGCUCCGACUCCCAAAGUAACAAUUCCGCUGCUACAUGCGGCCAUUGAAUUCAAAUCAGAAAGACUGUAUAAACUAGCAAGCGCAUCUAUGCCUGACCCUUGGGGUCCUAUUGGAGGUUUACACAAGACUAUUGACGGAUAUGUGCGAGUGCAUGACAAUUUUCCCAAUCAUCGAGAAACGGCCAUAGAACUUCUGGGCUGCUCCCCCGACGCUGAUCGGAAAGAAGUCGCUGCAGCAAUUGCGCCAUGGCGCGCCAUUGACCUUGAGUCGGCAGCCUCUGAUUCUAAGAGUGUCAUCGCUGCGUUACGAAGUUAUUCGGAAUGGGAUUUACUGCCACAAGCACGCGCAAUCACUGAUUUUCCCAUUCAGCUUCGCAAAUUGUGCGAUGGACCUGUGGGGCUGCCUAAGGAGAUGUUGGAUGCGAACCCUGACAAGUGCCUUCGUGGUUUGCGGGUGCUGGAAUUAUCAAGAGUGAUUGCGGCUCCAUUAUCAGGAAGAGUUCUGGCUGCUCAUGGUGCAGAUGUACUCUGGGUGACGAGCCCAAAUCUGCCGGAUAUCCCAGCUGUAGAUCGAGACUUUGGUCGGGGAAAGAGAACAAUUCAACUAGACCUAAACGAUGAAAAAGAUAGCCUUGACUUCCAUGGGCUUCUUGACAAGGCUCAUGUCUUCACGCAGGGGUACAGACCGGGGAGUCUUGCAGCAAAGGGAUUAACAUCGGAGGCGCUCGUGGAUACUUUUAAAGAUCGGAACAUCAUCUGUGCUAAUCUGUCUGCGUAUGGACCCGAUGGACCCUGGAAGAAUAAGCGAGGUUUUGACUCUAUUGUCCAAACUUGUUCGGGUAUGAACGUUUCGGAAGCGGAACAUUAUGGUGCUGGUGAAGCUGCGCGACCAUUAUGUUGUCAGGCAUUAGAUCACGCGGCGGGAUAUUUCCUUGCUGCUGGUAUUAUGGCAGCACUGUACAAACAAGCGACAGAAGGUGGCUCUUGGGAAGUCAAUGUCUCGCUUGCCGGGGCUAUGAAAUAUCUUCGGUCAUUGGGACAAUAUGAGGGGCGUAAUGGGUUUGAUACCAAGGACUACACAUGCACAGAGGAUGUGUCGUCAGAGUUUCUCGAGACGAGAGAAACGGGUUUCGGUAAAAUGACCGCAGUGCGACAUUCAGCUUCUAUCGAGGGUGUCCAGGUGGGAUGGGACAUGAUGCCGAAGCCAUUGGGUUCUGAUGAGAAGGAAUUUUUGUAA
Talaromyces amestolkiae is the source of this 3270-nucleotide messenger RNA. RefSeq lists its product as uncharacterized. The transcript is spliced from 2 exons. Gene Ontology annotation, molecular function: catalytic activity. The record is from RefSeq and is a predicted model, not a curated record. NCBI's taxonomy places the organism in Eukaryota, Fungi, Ascomycota, Eurotiomycetes, Eurotiales, Trichocomaceae. Bases 1 to 3270 code for a protein of 1089 amino acids.